Molecule: messenger RNA, 243 nt
Organism: Peronospora farinosa
Lineage: Eukaryota; Oomycota; Peronosporomycetes; Peronosporales; Peronosporaceae
Source: the annotation of a GenBank genome assembly
AUGAAGCCGUUGUUUGGAAAGAUUGUAUCAAAUAAGAUGCAAAAGUCAGUACUGGUGGAAGUGGCUCGUAUUGUGAAGGACCCGAAAUACGGCAAAUAUUACAAGAAAACCAAGAAAUUUAUGGCCCACGAUGAGGACAAUUCAUGCAGCAUGGGCGACUUGGUACGUCUAUCAAGCACACGUCCAUUGUCAAAGCGCAAACGUUGGAACGUUGAAGAGAUUACGCGUAAAGCCGAAAUGUAA